AUGGAGCAGUUCGACGGGGACGCACCGCGCAAUCACGUGGAGGCAGAGAGCCGCGACGAGAAGAAGAGCCACCGCAAGGACAAGCCAUGGGACAGCGACGACAUUGACCACUGGACGAUCAGUCCGUGGCAGGACGAGGUGCAGGACGAGAAGAACCCGGAGAAGAAGGUCAAGAUGCCUGGACUGCUGGAGGAGAGCUCGUUUGCCACUCUGUUCCCCAAGUACCGUGAAAAGUACCUGCGCGAAGUGUGGCCGAUUGUGACGAAAGCACUGGACGCUCACAAGGUCUCGUGCGAGCUCAAUCUGGUGGAAGGCAGCAUGACCGUGCGAACGACGCGCAAGACAACUGACCCGUACAUUGUGCUCAAGGCGCGAGACUUGAUCAAGCUGCUGGCACGCAGCAUUCCUGUGAAUCAAGCAGUGAAGAUACUGGACGACAAUGUCCAGUGCGACAUCAUCAAGAUUGGUGGCCUCGUUCGCAACAAGGAGCGCUUUGUCAAGCGUCGCCAACGUCUCGUGGGCCCUGAUGGUGCGACGCUCAAGGCUAUUGAACUGCUCACCGACUGCUACGUGCUCGUACAGGGCAACACGGUGUCGGCCAUGGGCAGCUACCAAGGUCUGCGCAAUGUCCGCAAGAUCGUUGAGGACUGCUUUGCAAACGUGCACCCGAUUUAUAACGUCAAGCGGCUCAUGAUCAAGCGGGAGCUGUCGAAAGACCCGAAGUUGAAAGGCGAAAACUGGGAGCGGUUCUUGCCUUCGUUCAAAAAGCAGAAUGUGCAGACAAAGAAGCCGAGAAAGGUGCGUGAGAAGCGCGAAUACACGCCGUUCCCGCCGGCACCUGCCGCCAGCAAGGUGGACAAGGAGAUUGAGAGUGGCGAGUAUUUUAUGAAAGAGCACGAACGCAAGGCGAUCAAGAAGCAGAAAAAGCACGAGGAGAACCUCCAAGUGCUGCAGAAACGCAAGGCCGAUAAAAUGGCCGAGUUUGUCGCGCCGAACGAGAAGGAAGCUGCAAAAGCGCGGAAAAAACAAAAGGCUGAGGCUCAAGAGGCGAACAAACGUGCCACGUCUGUCCAGGCUCUCAAGCAGAAGUUUCUCAGUCAGAAGAGUGCGAAGACACCGUCUGAUCGCAAGAGUGCUGCUACGUCCGUGAACGAUUACGUGGCCCUGCCGUCCAAGACGAAAUGA
Hyaloperonospora brassicae is the source of this 1185-nucleotide messenger RNA. The record is from the annotation of a GenBank genome assembly. NCBI's taxonomy places the organism in Eukaryota, Oomycota, Peronosporomycetes, Peronosporales, Peronosporaceae.